Trichobilharzia szidati is the source of this 2687-nucleotide messenger RNA. The record is from the annotation of a GenBank genome assembly. Lineage: Eukaryota; Metazoa; Platyhelminthes; Trematoda; Strigeidida; Schistosomatidae.
AUGAGGCAAAGUUGAGAGCCCAGGAGCAAGAAAAUGAAAGACUUAGGAAAGAAAAGGAACGAAGACGCAUAAAAGAGCUUCAAGAAAAAGAGGAAUUAAAACAACGUUCUGCUGAAUUGAAGGAGACAAGAACAAUACUGAAUGAACACAGACUUAGUUUACAACAAAUUGAAUUAGAAUGCAGAAAUGAUUAUGCAUGGAAAAGAUAUUUUCGUUGUGAUGGUUCACCAAAUCCAAGUAUUGAAAAAGAAAUCAAUACAUUUAUGAGUUUAUGGGAUUUAAAUGAACAACGUACAUCUAUGGAAGACGUAAUGGAUGAUUGUGUUGAAAGUUUAAAGCUUAUAGAUGAAUUGAGUAAGUUAAUUUCAGAAUUAGGUGAUAAUGAAGAAGACAAUAAAAUUCGUAUAAAAUAUGAACAAACCCAACAUGAACUUAGACAACAGGUGCAUAGUAAACUAGAUCGUGCUACAGUUGAAACCUUGUCAAGAGCUGUUCAUUAUGCUGAUCGUGAAACAUCAAAUUUACAAAAAAUUUGGUAUAAUAAUUGGAUUGUAAUGUGUAUAUGGGGAAAUUUAUCUAAGAAUCCAAGAAUACGAAAUUUCACAUUUCCUGAUGUUGAUAUCACCUUUGAUAUACCAAAAGCACUGACACUUUCAGAUUGUGCAUUUCUGAUCACCUUUAUGAAAUUUGAUAAUUAUUCUGUGGAAUGUCAAUCGUAUUAUCCGUAUAAAAAGCCUAAACCAAUUAUGAAAUCAACAAAUUCUGAAGAAAUUAUACAACAAGACAGUACUAUGCCUAUUGAUGGUGAUUAUCAAUUAAGUGAUACGAAUAAAAAAGAAGAAGAUUUAUUGCUUGAUGACGAAGAACAAGUGACUGAAGUAGAAGAAAUUAUUGAAAUACCUCUAGAAGAUCGAAUCCCUACACCAGAGCCUGAUGAAUGGAUGACAGUCAGUAUGGAAGAGGAUGCUGUUGAUUUAGGCAAUUACCAUGUAGUUGGUGGGGUAAUCCGUUUCGAUCUUGUCACACUACCAAGACAACCAAAGUCUGGAAGAGGAUGGACUAUAACCACAUGUGUAAAACCACCGAAACUUCGUCCAUUUGAAUAUGUAGUUGAUGAAACUCACAAGACUUUUGAAUCAGUAGGAUUGGAAUUAAAAACUGAAGGCGAAUCAACAGUUGGCGAAAUGGCACGUAAACAAGGGAAGGAUAAAAAGCCUCCAGUUCAAGUGAAAAUACGUCUGCCAAAAUGUAUCAUCUUAGCAGAAGAUCCAGUACUAGCCAGAUGGGAUCCAGAGAAAUCUCAAUGGCGUACAAGCGGUAUAGAAUUGAUUCGAUUUAAAGAAGACGAUAAUACAAUAUUAUUUCGUACAAGUGUAUUCGGUACAAUGGCAAUAUUUCAAGAUUAUCAUAUCAAUAUGCCAUUCCAGUGUUGGGAAUUACGUCCAUUGCCUAUGCGAAUUGGUAAACCGACUGAUGCACAGAAUUCCAUCACACCAGUUUCAAAUGAUUUGCCUACAAAUAAUUUAGAUGGUACAUUCGCUGCUGUCCCGUUGGCUACAGCAAUCGGUCAACAGCAACAACAACAACAACCAUCUUCAAUGUAUAAAUCGAAUUUACCAACAUUGAAAACUACUAAUACUGCUGAAAAUAUUAAAGAUAAAGACGUCUCUAUUGGCAGUAUGCCUGAAGUAUUAGCAACAGACCACAUAAAGGAUGGGCAAACGGAUAGCACCAAAGAACACAUGAUUCUUGGUCCAGUAACAACAAUUGGCUUGUCGAAUGAAGCUUACCUCUCUGAAUUAUCCAAUACAAAUCAAUGCCUACUGACAAUCACUGGUGGUGUCAUUGAAAUACGCCUACAUAUUCUUGGGGAUAGAAUAGCUAUACUUCCGAGUAUUCCAGAAGUGAUGACACGUACAGACGUUGAUUCACCGUUAACUGGUGCAGCAACAUCAGCAGCAGCAGCAACAACAGCGGCAGCAGCAGCAACAGCAUCAUCAGCUACAAGUGUAGUCGGUGGCGUCGGAGGUGGAGGCGGUGGAAGUAGUAGUGUUGGUGGUGGUGUUACAGGAGCUUCUGUUGGUACAGGAUCAGGUAGUGUAAGUGGAGCUGGUGGUGGGAGUGAAACAGAACAGAAUGGGGCAGAUUUAUUAAAUCAUACAAAACGUGAAUUGAAUCAUUUAUGGGGUAAAUGGUAUACAGUAGAUGAAUUGAUUACGGUGCUUCAGCUAUCUGGUGUCAAUUUGUUUCCUAGAGAAGAUUCAGUUAGCCGGAUUGAAUGUCUUAAAAAGAAUCCUUUAAUUGAAGAAUCUCUGUAUGAGAAUAUGGCACUGUUAAGUCCAUCAGUAGCAUUUGGUUGGUCCAGAUGGAAUUCAGAAUGUCGUGAUCAUAGUACAAUUGUUUUAACAGCUGUUGAACAUGUGGACAGUGAAGAAUCAGUUGAUGAGGAAUCAUGGAAAGUUUACAGUGUAACAAGACACAAAGUUUUACAGCUGAAAAUGAAAGAAUACGAUGAACAAUACAAUCCUAUGCCGAAUUCAAGUCAACAGUUCCAUGCUGAUUUUUACCACAUGUAUUUUGAUUUUGGAUCUGAGGAAGGCAAACGAAGAGUUGAACAAAUCGAUUUAAAAUACUUUAAAACUGUAAAGAAAUUACUUCAAGCUACUCGACUACUAGUGUUCUCAUGA